AUGAAUAAUACGUACAGAUCAAACCUAAAACGAAUUAGAGAUCUCUUACUAUCCGAUACAAUUGAAGAUGAUUACGUUACUGGUGAAGAUUCUGAUUCAGAUAAUGAUUCUGAUUUUGUGCCUAUUCAAUCAGAUGAUACAUCGACAAAUGAACAUAUAUCAGAAGAAUCUGAUAUAUCAAAUUCGGAUGGUGAUGAUCACUGUGAUGUUUACACAGAUGAUCAACCAGAAACAUUAGAAAAAGCAGGUAUUAUAUGGUCAAUUCAUGCUAAUCCGGCACAAGGCCGAAUACCGGUUGCUAAUAUUAUUAAAACAAAACCAGGUCCAAUUACCAAGGUUCAAACGAUUUUGGAUGCAUUUAAACUUUUCUUGACAAAUGAAAUCCUGGACGAAAAGUUCGACAAAUCUGUGAUAAUUAUGGACAAAAUGUUUGUCUUUCGCAUUCCAGCAACAUCACAGUAG
Rotaria sp. Silwood2 is the source of this 462-nucleotide messenger RNA. Lineage: Eukaryota; Metazoa; Rotifera; Eurotatoria; Philodinida; Philodinidae. The record is from the annotation of a GenBank genome assembly.